GGGCGUGGUCUCGGAGGACGGCUGUGUUAUUAUAGCAGACAGGUGCCGCUGCUCUGGAGCCCACGGACCGGGCGGCCAUGUCCUGAGCUCCGUGUGACCUUCGUGCGGCCGGACAGGAUGGAGGGGGACCCAGGCUCUUCGGCGGUGCUGCCCGCGGGCUCUGGGCUUGGCUUCGCCGCGCUGCUGCUCCUGUUUGCGGCCUCUCUGCUGACGGUGCUGGCCUGGUUCCUGCAGGUGACGCGGUGGUUCCGUCCAGCACAGCCCGGCGCCCGGGGGCUGCUCGGGGCCCUCUGCGGCUUCCCCUCCAUACGGGACAGCUGGGGCCGAGCCUGGGCGCAAGCGCUGAACCGGGAGGCGCUCAGGAGCCGGAGUUCUGUCCAGAUGAUGUUCGAGGAGAAUAUCUCCCUUCAGCCCAAUGUGCACAUCAGCCAGGUGUCGUGUACACAGCGCUCUGACAGCAGCAUGGUAUACCUUUGCUGUCUCUCGGCUGACACCGUGCGCUUUCCAGUGUCUGUCACGCAAGAGUCCCCCGCUGCCGUAUCCUGUGAUACCUACCAGGUCUCCUUAACUAUACAGAGGGCAAAGAUAGAAGUUCGAUUGCAGGAGCUGCAGCAGGCAGGCCUCCUGGUGUCGUGGAGUUUCGCGGAGCGUCCCGAUAUGCUGCUUCAUGUUGCCCCCAAGCAGUCACAUCAGAAGAGUGAAGGAGGCGCAGACCUCUGUACGGUUCAAGACCUAGUACAAAACGCGUUGCUCACAGCAGAGCCAGCCAUGAUGUUCAACCUAAAAGCUCCUGAUGGUAAUCUGGGUGUCUGUGACAGACUGAUUCAGGGGUCGCCCAGUAGAACCGACAACUUGAAACUUCUGGUUCGACAGCUGCACCUGCGGGAUGUUGUUCUGCAAGAUUCAGACGUUGAGCUGAUAUGUGAAGCUGAAAUGGACGGUCAGCGGAAGAAAACCGGCUGCGCCAGGGUGCAUAGAACGGGAGAGGCCUGGAGCGUCUCAUGGAGUGAGGAGAUGAUACUUCAACUCACUCCUCAGAGCAGGGAGCUGUCGUUGAAAGUCUGGCAGAUGGGGAGAGACUCAGAUGAUAUUCUCCUGGGUCACACCAAGGUGGCUCUGAAGUCACCGGAGAGAGACCUGUGUGGAAAGCGUGUGUACCCACUGACCAUGUGCACCAUGCGCACCAUGCUGCCUGAGAUCCCCGCACCGUCAAUAUCUGUGGAGUUCUAUAUAUCGGAGGCAAAUCUACUGCGGGCAACCUUGGGGACUCCAAUGCAGAGAAUGAAUAUUACGCCUACCAAGAAAGUGGAGAUGGAUCGUGCAGUGAUGCCAGAUGGUACUAUUGUAACUACUGUGACGACUAUUCAGUCGAGGCCAAAGCUUGAUGGUAAGAUAGAUUCUCCUGCCAGAUCACCAUCUAAAGUUGAAGUGACCGAAAACAAACCAGUUUUAUUCCCCCGAAGCUGCUCUGCUGGUUCUUCUCCAAGUGGCAGUGGUGGCUCCCCAUCCUCCAUUAAGCUAGAUCCUGUGGCGGAGACUGCCAUUAGACAGUUAACUGAACCCAGCAACAAGUCCUCCAAGAGGACCCCCACCAAACGUAGCACACUGAUUAUAUCAGGAGUCUCGAAGGUACCGAUUGGUGAUGAUGAAAUGGCGCUCUCUCUCGGAUAUGCAGCUUCCAUGGAUGCCUCAUUGUAUGGUAUUUCAAAGUGUUUUCAAGUGCCACCGACAGAGGGCUCUGCUGACUUUCCUUCUGAGGUGACCACUUCCCACGGUCAAGACACAGAUGAGACCACAAGGUCGGACAUUUCAGAUCGCCCGUCCCUGGACGACUUGGAUUCUGAAACUGGCUCAACCGGGGCCUUGGAAACCCGCAGCCUUAAAGACCACAAAGUUGGAUUUCUCCGGAGCGGCACUAAACUCCUCUUCCGCAGACAUCACCGGGACGCAGGUCUGAGCCAGUCUCACGACGACUUGACCAAUGCCGCCACCGCCUCUCGUAAGAAGAGCAGCUUUCCCCGACGACUGUUUAAACGAUUUUCUCUAAAAACCAAAUCCAAGCCCAAUGUUAACGGGAGUGCCCAGGCCGGAGAGAAGUGAUCCAUCAGGAGAUUCCUCUACCUCGGUCCGGUCACUGCAUGCUUGCAAAAGCCUCCUGCCGGUGACUCCCCCAGGAGACUGGCAUCCUGCAAAGAGCUUCCUGGUUGUCAGUGUGUCGGCGCAGUAUACGAGUCCUGCUUCUUGCAAGAAAUGCGUAUGUGAUUGAGAGUCUGACUUUAAUUGCGAGUUUCGGUACAGGUGCAGUGAUUUCCGUGAUCUGCAUACUCUACGCUUUGGGUGAAUUCCAGCCUGUCUACGCUUUUUGUCUUGUUUCUGAUGUCACAUUCAGUUACAGGUCUGUCAGCAGUAACGCAGGGAAAGUCCAGCAUGAAUGGAGAGGAUAUUGGCAACUGGAAGCUGGUGGAGGAGGAAGGGCCCAGCGUGAAAUUAAGCUCAUUAUAAAAAAAAUCUUUUUGUAAUCCACAUCCCUUGACCUCUAACAUGGUGGCCUUAAGGGGGUUGUCAGUCAGGUAACUUUUAAUUUUAUAAAAAAUAUAUAAAAAAAAGGGGGGUCAGAAUGGCAUUAAAAAAGUUACUCACUGAUGCCUCCCCGCUGCUCCAAUUUCCACCCUUUUGGCUUCUAGUUCCUGGUACCUCUCAACGCACGGAAAUGAUUGCUCAGAUAAUCACCCACCUUACCAGUGGCUGCCUGAGCUGACACUUACUGGCUGUCGAGAGGGACCAGGAAGCGGAGACCAGUGAGAUGACGGCAGAUCGGUGCGGAGAGUUUCACCCCCCCCCCCUUCUUAAUGCUGUUCUGAUCCUGUUUUUAUAAUGACAAUUUACCAACCAGACUAUACCUUUUUAGGGUGCCUGCACAUGGUCCAGCUUACUAAGUUUUUCUGUGAAUAUUUUUUUGCAAUACGGUACCAUCAAAGUGUACGAGGUUAUACAAAUCUCAUGUACACCUUGCUUUUUUCCUUGGGUGCGGAAACUGACCUGCCAUGUGGAUUGUGAAAUCCGCGGCAUGCCAAUUUUUUAUUUCUUUUUUUCUUUGCGGAAUUUAACUUUAUUUUUUCAACCACAAUAAAUAGUGCGGAUUUAUGUGCUUUUUUAUUUUUUUAUUUAGCAAAUUUUCUGCGUGUGCAUCCACCCUUAGAGAGGAGGCGUCACCUCCCCUGACGCAUCUGGCUUAGUAACGACUUGUGUUCCCCAUGUACAGUAAUAACUCUUCUUAUGACUUUGUCUCAUUCCUCUUAUUCAUCCUAGGAAUUUAUAAUUUAAAUUAACAAAUGGGUGCUACCAUCUCCUUUUCCAUGGGGUAUGUCCCUACAGUCAGCACUGACUGGACAUUGUCACAUCCAGAUGUCCGGUCUGUGAACCACCCAAGUCAAAGUGUAGCUUCUAGUGAAGUGCUGGCGCACCCGCUGAAUCGUCCGAAAUUCAUCAUGCUGCUGCCGAGAACAUAGAAUAUCACGUUAUCUCUGCCUGUAAAUUAUGACACUUUUUUUCUUUCCUUGUUUUGCUCUGCUGGUCGGGGCACCGUGUGGGGCCUGGUAUUAUCCUGUGCGUAUGCCUUUUUAAUAUGAAGUUUUCUUUGUGGUGUAUUGAGUGUGUACAGAGAAUCAGAAAACCUAUUUAUUUGCUGUAUUUAUUCUAAGAUCUGUUGGCUGGAAUGUAAAACAAGCCCCCUGCAAUGGCUGCAAGUCGGUGGGGAUGUCUGCUGUAGUAUAUACUGUGAAGGAAACUGCCGUCUCAUGUAUGUAGAAGACAGUGCAGAGAUCCACGGUGUGCGGGUUGUCACACAAUCGAUAUUUUAAAAGGAUUCUCCAGUAUCAAAAUUGGGAAGGGAGCAUGGGGCUCAGUAAAAAAAAUAUAUAUAUUAUAUAUAUUUUUUUUUUGUUUCCAUAUGCCACUUUGGUUCUUGAUGGACACGUGAAUGGCACUUCACCACUGAGGGCGUGUGACUGCUGCAGGCCUAAAGGGGAUCAGUGGUGUAGCGUGGGUUGCCAGCACCCGGGGCGAGCCAUGUAUUGCGCCCCCCCCCCUCCCAACCUGUGGGCACGCCCCUUUUACAGAUAAUGUAGCA
Bufo gargarizans (Asiatic toad) is the source of this 4129-nucleotide messenger RNA. RefSeq names its product C2CD2 like (gene C2CD2L). Gene Ontology annotation, molecular function: phosphatidylinositol transfer activity; phosphatidylinositol binding. The record is from RefSeq and is a predicted model, not a curated record. NCBI's taxonomy places the organism in Eukaryota, Metazoa, Chordata, Amphibia, Anura, Bufonidae. Gene Ontology annotation, cellular component: cytoplasmic side of apical plasma membrane. The coding region runs from base 118 to 2100 and encodes 660 amino acids. The transcript is spliced from 14 exons. Gene Ontology annotation, biological process: positive regulation of insulin secretion involved in cellular response to glucose stimulus.